Messenger RNA from Chenopodium quinoa (quinoa), 1824 nucleotides. RefSeq names its product enhanced ethylene response protein 5-like. The transcript has 13 exons. NCBI's taxonomy places the organism in Eukaryota, Viridiplantae, Streptophyta, Magnoliopsida, Caryophyllales, Amaranthaceae. Gene Ontology annotation, biological process: post-transcriptional tethering of RNA polymerase II gene DNA at nuclear periphery; transcription elongation by RNA polymerase II; poly(A)+ mRNA export from nucleus. Gene Ontology annotation, cellular component: transcription export complex 2. Gene Ontology annotation, molecular function: RNA binding; double-stranded DNA binding. Bases 109 to 1332 code for a protein of 407 amino acids. The record is from RefSeq and is a predicted model, not a curated record.
GAGACAUGUGAGUUGUGACUCUUGCGAGUAUUUGCCUAUAGGCUAUUACACUUGACUUCAAAACUCCCAGUUGCUGCUCUGCAAACACUUGAACAAGAAAGAAAAACAAUGGCGUACAUAAGCAUGGGCGAAGCGCACAGAAGAAUAACAGAUUACCUCAACAGCUACUCCGACGCCAUUGCUACUCAAAACGGACCUUUACUUCGUCGCCUCCUUUCUUUCUCCUCCAACAAUCCCAAACUCCUCUCUGUUGCCGACGCUCUCAACAUUUUCCAGGAUGUGAGUAGGUUGAUCAGACAAUCACAUGAAACUUUGGUUCCAUUACUUCGAUCUUUGCAGUGUUACAAGCUUGGUCAAUUGGUUGAUGCUUAUAAUUCCUAUGAGAAAUUUGCCAAUGCAUUUAUACAGGAAUUUCGGAACUGGGAAUCGGCGUGGGCGUUGGAAGCGUUAUAUGUUGUUGCUUAUGAGAUUAGGAUUAUUGCUGAGAGGGCUGAUAGAGAGUUGGCAUCAAAUGGUAAAACCCCGGAUAAAUUGAAGGCGGCUGGUUCUUUUCUCAUGAAAGUUUUCGGUGUCCUUGCUGGAAAAGGGCCAAAACGUGUUGGAGCCUUGCAUGUGACUUGUCAGUUGUUCAAAAUCUACUUCAAGCUUGGUACUGUCCAUCUUUGUCGAAGUGUAAUAAGAAGCAUUGAGACUGCUCGUAUAUUUGAUUUUGAGGAGUUUCCACCCAGAGAUAAGGUGACUUACAUGUAUUAUACGGGCCGACUUGAAGUUUUCAAUGAAAAUUUCUCAGCUGCUGAUGAGAAAUUGUCAUAUGCUCUGGCUCAUUGCCAUCCUGACCAUGCAGCCAAUAUAAGGAUGAUCCUGAAAUAUCUGAUACCUGUAAAGCUUUCCAUAGGCAUCUUGCCUGGAGAAUUACUGUUGCAUAAGUAUAAUCUUCUUGAGUACAGGGAUGUUGUCUUAGCUCUUAGAAGAGGUGAUCUGCGAUUACUACGGUGUGCUCUCCAAGAACACGAAGAUAGGUUCUUGAGAUCAGGUGUUUACCUUGUUUUAGAAAAACUUGAGCUGCAAGUUUACAGAAGAUUAUUGAAAAAGAUCUAUACCAUCCAAAAACAAAAAGAUCCAAGUAAAGCACAUCAGGUGAAAUUGGAUAUAAUAGUGAAAGCACUGAAAUGGCUUCAGAUAGACAUGGAUCUUGAUGAGGUGGAAUGUAUAGUUGCAAUUCUUAUUCACAAAAACCUUAUAAAAGGGUACUUUGCACACAAGAGUAAAGUCGUAGUUCUGAGCAAGCAAGACCCUUUCCCCAAACUAAUGGGCAAGCCGGUGGGUCUGUGAUAUUUAAAAAAGGUUAACAUCUUUCUGAUCAAUAUGCUUCAAGUGUCAAGGCCUCGAACUAGUUGAUGCAAAACAAGCUGACAGUUGUAUUUAUUCCAACUGCUGAAUGAACGAUUGAUAGCCAAUGCAGAUAUGCAGCUGUCCACUCUGAAAUAGCCAAGGGAUCGUAGACUUUCUUUAGCUUGGUCUCAUUGCUUCCAAAUUUUGACACGGCUUGUAAAAUCCUGUAAUUUAUAGUUGAUUGGCUUGUGUUAAACUGCUAAUCAAUUUCACCUGGAUGUACUUUAUUUGUAUGUCUCUUGUGCUUUGGUUUAGUAUCUCUAGCAUAGCACUAACUUGGAAGAGCGUCAAUGUGUUAUUGUUUGAGACCUAAAUUGUGUCUCCACAUGUACGGUUGGGAUUCACUAGUCCCAAGCUAGUCUCAACAAUACUUAUAGAGGUUGUGACAUAAUUGGGAAGGCAGAUUUUGAAUAAGAUAGGCAUGUUCCAUAA